Messenger RNA from Pyricularia oryzae 70-15, 1142 nucleotides. RefSeq names its product WD domain-containing protein. The record is from RefSeq and is a predicted model, not a curated record. The transcript has 2 exons. Lineage: Eukaryota; Fungi; Ascomycota; Sordariomycetes; Magnaporthales; Pyriculariaceae. Gene Ontology annotation, molecular function: structural constituent of ribosome. Bases 398 to 811 code for a protein of 137 amino acids. Gene Ontology annotation, cellular component: mitochondrial large ribosomal subunit. Gene Ontology annotation, biological process: translation.
GGUCCCGGCAGCUGUCAAUUUAAACGCAACCCGAGAUUUUUUUCGUCGUUGCGUUUUAGGCCUGCCAGCUGUACGACCAAGAGACCGGCCCGUUGACUUGCCGGCCGAAGCCUAGCUCGCGUCUUAACUCGAGAAUUUUUGAACGGCCGUGUUACGACCGGCGACCUUCGGAUCAGCAUUCAACGACAUCAUACACCACCGCCGCCCGGUCCAACGAUCCCACGACAUCCGCAAACCACACCCCCCAAGAGCUUGAGACAGCAUCAGGGAGGAUCAUCAGAGGCAAAUAAAUUGACAACAUCUGCGGUUGUGGUGCAGGGCAUCGCGUCCUGGUGCCAGCAGGUUCUCAAGCUUGUCCCCGUUCCAUUCAGAGCCUCGACUUGCCCCAACGUACAAGAUGGCGGCAGCCAUGGCCACACAGCAACUGAGGCUGCAACUGCCUCGGCUGUCGUUCCUAUCCUCUAACAGCUUUGCGACCACAUAUAUCCGGCAACUAUCAUUGCCACUGUUUCCGUCCGUAAAAUUCGCCCUCCCAGCCAUCAGCCUCGGCCUUCCAUCCAUACCGUCAAUCCCAGCACUCCUUGGAGAAAUAUGGGAAGGAAUCUUGAGGGCAGUGCCGAAAAAGAAGACAUCUCACAUGAAGAAGAGGCAUCGACAAAUGGCCGGCAAGGCCUUGAAGGACCAAACCGCCAUCUGCAAAUGCCCUGCAUGCGGCGGUCUGAAGAGGAUGCACUACUUGUGUCCCUUCUGCACUGAGAAGAUUAAGAAGGCGCUGAAGGAUUCAGUGGAGGACCACGCCGAGCCGAGGUAGUUUUUUUUCGAGUUGAUAUCUUGCGCUUAUUUCACUCGUCAAAACCUCAAGCGACGCUCCCCGUAAAUUGCUAUUCAACUGUCACGAAUCAGCUCGGCGAGUGUCGGAAUCUACCUGUGGUGUGCGCGCUGCAAGACUGUAUGAUAUUGUACCAACCUGCUGUACAUCUAUGGGUCGCGGGAGGGCUAGACUUUGGUUGUUUUCAAAAAUAAAACGACAAAUAUUCGAGUAGACAAAUGUUCCUUUGAUAAAUCGACUUGUCCCUGAGAUUUCCCCCAUAGCUUCACGUUGAAUCUAUCUAGUGGCCGCUAGUGCCACCCAUAUUGCUCAG